Molecule: messenger RNA, 1719 nt
Organism: Agelaius phoeniceus (red-winged blackbird)
Lineage: Eukaryota; Metazoa; Chordata; Aves; Passeriformes; Icteridae
Gene: LMOD3
Product: leiomodin 3
Biological process (GO): myofibril assembly; pointed-end actin filament capping; muscle contraction
Cellular component (GO): cytoskeleton; striated muscle thin filament; myofibril
Molecular function (GO): tropomyosin binding; actin binding
Source: RefSeq, a predicted model, not a curated record
AUGAACACGUCUGAACUUGGCCAAAACUCCGAUGAAGACGUGUGUCCUGAGGACAUUGAUGAAGAUGAAAUCCUGGCUAACCUGUCCCCUGAGGAGCUGAAGGAGCUGCAGAGUGAGAUGGAAGUCAUGGCCCCAGACCCUGAAAUCCCAACUGGAAUGAUACAGAGGGAUCAGACAGAGAAACCCCCCACGGGCAGCUUCGACCACAGGUCCCUGGUUGACUACCUGUACUGGCAGAAGGCAUCCAGACGCAUGCUCGAGGAUGAGAGAGUUCCUGUCACCCUCUUGCCCUCUGAGAGAAGUGCUGCAGAGGAGAUGGAAGGAGAGGCCGGCAGCAGUGGCGAGGUGGCUGGAGGGAGGAUGCCAGGACCAGAGGGAAAAGAGAGACAUUACCAAAAUGAGCACGUGUCCGAGUCAAGAACACAACCUGGGGACACAAAGACAGAUAGAAGUGAUAAGGAGAGAGUGGUGGAGGAGGAUGAGAAAGAAGAAGCAGAGGAGGAAGAGGAAGAAGAAGAUGAAGAUGAUGACGAGGAAGAAGAAGAAGAAGAUGAGACUGAAUUGGAAACAAAGAAGAAUUGCACCAAUGAGAACAGUCACAUCAACCAGAUAAGUCAGAAGUCAGGUACAGAACAAGGAGAAAUCAAAGAAAAGCCUAAGGAAAAUGAAAAGAAAAUAUCAAAAUUGAACAUCCCCCAGAAGUUAGCGCUGGAUACCAGCUUCAUGAAGAUAAGUGCCAGACCCUCAGGAAAUCAAACCAAUUUAGAAGACAGUUUGGAGAAAGUCCGAAAAAACAACCCAGACAUGAAGGAGCUCAACCUGAACAACAUAGAAAACGUCCCCAAGGAAAUGCUGAUCGAUUUUGUCAAUGCCAUGAAAAAGAACAAGAACAUAAAAACGUUCAGCCUGGCCAACGUGGGGGCUGACGACAGCGUGGCGUUCGCGCUGGCCAACAUGCUGAGGGAGAACAGGAGCAUCACCACCCUGAACAUUGACUCCAACUUCAUCUCUGGCAAAGGCAUCGUGGCCAUCAUGCGCUGCCUGCAGUACAACGAGACGCUGACGGAGCUCCGCUUCCACAACCAGCGCGGCCUGCUGGGCCACCAGGCGGAGAUGGAGAUUGCCAGGCUGCUGAAAGCCAACAACACCCUCCUCAAAAUGGGCUACCACUUCGAGCUGCCGGGGCCCAGGAUGGUGGUGACCAACCUGCUCAGCAGGAACCUGGACAAGCAGAGGCAAAAGAGGCAAGAAGGGCAAAGGCAGCAGCAGAUGAAGGAGCAGAAAGAGUUGAUAGCGAUGUUGGAGAAUGGACUUGGGUUGCCUCCUGGGAUGUGGGAAAUGCUGGGGGUACCGCUGUCCCAGCUGAGGAUGCAGGAGCCUCCACAAGCCCCCAAACCCCCUGUCCCUGCAGCUGUGUCACUGAGCAAAAGGCAGGAGAACACGAGGCCACCAGCACCCGAGCAGCCGUGCAGGGAGAAACCCAUCAACUUCAAAGUGGUCAAGCUGAAAAAACUUCAGCGCAAACCCCCCGUGCCAGAGUACGUGGAGCCUGCUGAGAAAACCAACCUCAAAGACGUCAUCAAAACACUUAAACCAGUUCCCAGGAGAAGACCCCCUCCCCUGGUGGAAAUAACCCCGAGAGAUCAGCUCCUCAACGACAUCCGCCAGAGCAACGUCGCCUAUCUCAGGCCGGUGCCGUUGCCAAAGCAGCUGGAGUGA